UGAAUUUUGUGGUAGGAUCCAUCGAUGUGCUCAAGUUAAAUAGAUCUCAUUGGAACAAAUAUGUCUACACAAUCAUUGGAGCAGACGACACUUGAAGGAUUGAAGAAGCUUCCGGAAGGUGAAAAGCACCAAGAUGAAAAGGCUGGGGGGCUGCAGGUGUCACAGCAGCAGCCAUAUGAUCCUGUUCAGAUGAUUAAAAAUGGGUUCCGUUAUUUCAUGAAGCACAUAUACGACCCUGCCGUCAUAGAAGGUCAGCACCCCAAGUUCCUGGUUUUUGCAUGCUCAGACUCUCGAGUUAGCCCUUCUCAUGUCCUGAAUUUCCGGCCUGGUGAAGCCUUCAUGGUCUGCAAUGUUGCGAACCUGGUUCCAGCAUUUAACCAGUUGAGGUACUCUGGCACUGGAGCAGCCAUCGAAUUUUCUGUGAAAUAUUUAGAAGUGGAGAACAUCUUGGUCAUUGGACAUAGCCUUUGUGGUGGGAUAAAAAGACUUAUGGAACUUCCAGAGGAUGGAUCUACUUCCAAUGACUUCAUAGAUGACUGGGUCAAAAUUGGCUUACCUGCCAAAGCCAAGGUCCUGGCAGAGAAUCCGCAUCUCACACAUGAACAACAAUGCGGAAUUUGUGAAAGGGAAGCCGUGACUCUGUCGCUGGUGAACAUACAGAGCUACCCAUAUGUUAGGGCAGCAAUGGCAAAGGGAAAACUAGCACUGAUGGGUGGCUACUAUAACUUUGUUGAGGGAAACUUUGAGCUUUGGAAGAUCAAGUAUCAUAUUCAAAGCCCUGAAAUAAUUAGACCCUGAAAGUUUCUCUGCCCUCUUUGUUCCUUUGGCCCUUUAGCUCUUUAAGCAUGCUUGUACGUUUUGUUUGCCUUUGGUGUUCGCAGUAAUGAAAUUAUGCAAGUGUGGUGGUGAUGAAAGCAAUAAUAGUAAUAAUUUGGUAAUGAAUAAAGCUUGGCAUUUGGCAGCUCUUUGCAUAUUUGCUGCUUCAUUUUCGCAGCAC
Molecule: messenger RNA, 997 nt
Organism: Manihot esculenta (cassava)
Lineage: Eukaryota; Viridiplantae; Streptophyta; Magnoliopsida; Malpighiales; Euphorbiaceae
Product: carbonic anhydrase 2
Exons: 9
Coding region: 61-798 (245 amino acids)
Biological process (GO): carbon utilization
Molecular function (GO): zinc ion binding; carbonate dehydratase activity
Source: RefSeq, a predicted model, not a curated record